Molecule: messenger RNA, 4412 nt
Organism: Pygocentrus nattereri (red-bellied piranha)
Lineage: Eukaryota; Metazoa; Chordata; Actinopteri; Characiformes; Serrasalmidae
Gene: bltp3a
Product: UHRF1 binding protein 1
Exons: 22
Coding region: 117-4139 (1340 amino acids)
Source: RefSeq, a predicted model, not a curated record
AAGCGCCUAAAGAUGCUGUCCGUCUGCAGACAGCUAGCCAGUUAGCCGAAAACAUGCCAAAUUAGAGAAAAAUCGGAUUAAAUAUUGGAUAUUUGGAGCGGGAGGGCAGCGAGAUCAUGGCUGGAAUCAUUAAAAAGCAAAUACUGAAGCACUUGUCCAGGUUUACGAAGAACCUCUCUCCAGAUAAGAUCAACCUGAGCACGCUGAAGGGUGAGGGUCAGCUUUCUAACCUGGAGCUAGAUGAGGAGGUUCUGCAGAACAUGCUUGAUCUGCCCACCUGGCUGGCCGUCACCCGUGUCUACUGCAACAAGGCCGCCAUCAGAAUCCAGUGGACAAAGUUGAAGACAAGCCCAAUUUGCUUGUUUCUGGAUAAGGUGGAGGUGGAGAUGAGGACUUGCGAAGAGCCCCGCCCCCCUAAUGGACCCUCCCCCAUCGCCAUCACUGCUGGUCAAAGUGAGUACGGUUUUGCGGAGAAGGUGGUAGAGGGCAUGUCUGUCAUCAUCAACUCCAUCACCAUUAAAGUCCAGGCUCGAGCGUUCCACGCCUCCUUUGAACUGUGGCAGCUGCAGGGCUACAGCCUCAACCCUAAAUGGCAGAAAACUGACCUCCGAUAUACACGCAUCACUCACCCCAAGAGGGGAGAGGUUCUGACCUUUAAGGAGAUUAACUGGCAGAGUCUUCGUAUUGAGGCGGAUGCAAUAGAGAGUGAGGAUCAGGACCUGGGCAGCACUCCGUUACGCCUCAUCACCAACCAGGGCCGCAUCCGCAUCGCCCUCAAACGCAGGGUGAAGGACUGUAAUGUUCUGGCCUCAAAGCUGCUUUUCAUCUUGGAUGACCUGCUAUGGGUUCUGACCGACUCUCAACUCAAAGCUGUGAUCCAUUACGCUAAAUCACUGAGCGAGGCCAUGGAGAAAUCCGCCCAGCAGAGGAAGAGCAUGGCGGCCGAAUCCCUGCAGACAGCUCCUCCUUCUCCUGGGCCACACUCCCUGUGGGCGGAGCCUCCUCCAGCUCCAGUGGGCACGCCCAGUACUCUAGCGCAGUACUUCGACCUCCAUGACGUGAAAGAAUCGUCCUACCACACCUUUAUCUCCCGCCUGGACCUGCACAUCUGCAACGACAGCUCAUCAGCAGAACCUGAUGACCCUCCUGUUCCAGGCUCUCAGGGUGCUAUGCAGCUGACCUUCCGGAAGCUGGGCUGUGAUUAUUACCCCUUCCACAGGCCGGGUGACGGUUGCAGGCACUGGGAAUGUUAUUGCGGAGCGAUGGACUCUCGGGCUCAGUGGGCGGCCAAAUUGCUGCAGGAGUUCCAGCAGAGAGUGGACAGCUCAGGCUUUCCUGGACCUCCUACUGACCAGCAGACACCCAGCACACAGUCACCGGCCCGCAAAACUCAGGGAGAUGGGGAGUCCAUUCCGAAGUCAAGUCCUGAUGGUGGUCCCGCGUCUCGGACUGCUCCUGGGGCAGCUCUAAAGAGACUCCGGUCCAGCUGCAUGGUGAUCCGGGUGGACGAUCUGGACAUUCACCAGGUGUCCACAGGGGGGCGCAACAGCAAGAGAACCCAGUCUCUUCUCUCCUGUAACCGCAAGUCGCUCCAGCUAGCGGAAAACACCCCUGCCAUCCACCUGCAGUUCACAGAGUACUACUUCCCCCACAGCCCUGGAAUGCCUGUUCCCUUCUCUAACCUGUAUGGUCAGCUAAACGGUCUGCAGCUCUGUGUGGACGCCCCCAGCCUCCUGUGGCUGGUGCUCUUUUCCCGAGGUCUGUUGCGAACCCUGGAUCAGGUUAAAGCCUUCUACCACCUGCAGGACAGCAGCAAGAGCGAGGAGCAUGUGGACAUCAGAGUGGACGUCACACAGCAGAAGCUGGUGGUUCCUCUGGACUCCUCCAUCCUGGAUCACCCGGAUCGUCCUCAGACUCUGUGCUUUACCCUCCCUCAAGCCGUGCUGAGCAACACCCGCCACUGCCCUCAUGGCUCAUGCUCUGACCUCCAGGGCAUCUUCUCUAGCUUCUCCAAACGACCUUUCUUCCAGACUUCACUGAGCCCGACUUUCCCUUGCGAUCGAAACACGUUCCACCCUCUUCCACCGGAGUUUCUUUGUCCUCCCCCUGAAAAAAGACCAACCCGAGCACAGGACAUCUGGUGUUUGAGCUUGUCCCGGGCAGCAUUGUUUUUUGAAGGUGCCAGACGAGGACCUAAGGGCAAAGCUCUGCCAUUUGUAGAGCCGUUUGCUUUGUCUAUGUGGAUGUGCCACCCAAACGCAUUAAAUCAGAGCUCAGGAAGUGAUCUUGAUGCCUCCAGAAGCCCUGACAAGCUGUCCCAGUCUGGAACAAACCAUGUCUUUCCAGGACAGGAUGUCCAGGAGGUACCUGGAGCUCCUUCAGCACCAGUCCACAUCCUGGCACAGUCCAUCACACCAGUUAAAGUGUGGUUGAACCACUACCAGUACGUAGCCCUGCUGAGGAUGAAGGACUUCCUUGCCCGGCUGGCUGGAGAUUUGACCCGAGACCCUCAGGAUUCCCAAAGUUUGGAAAAGAAGCGGACCCAUCCUCCUGCAGUUUGUGUUUCUGUCCUCUUGGAGGCACUAGAGCUCUGGCUGCUCCUGCCACCCGCUGUAGGAGAGCCAGAGGAAGUUGGUGGUUCUCCAGAGGAGACAGACACUCAGAGUCUUACGGACUCUGAACUGUCUCCAUCCCACCAACCUGGAGAGCCUGCACUGCUGCAGAACAGCGCCAUUAGAGAAAACGCUGCGGCCAACACCAGAGAAACACAUGACCAGGACGAUGAAGGUGAUGGGGAGGGUGAGGGGUCAGUGGAGGAAGCGUGUGAAGCUGUAGAAGAAGUAGAUGAUGAAGCCAGUCAGGAGGAACCUCAGCAUGCAACGCUAGUCACUUCCCCUCCGCUCUCUCCAGGUCUGACCCGAGACACUUCCACCUUCAGCCUAGAGGGGGAGCUGUCCAAUGCCCUCAACGCCACCAAGGAUGUCACUAAAGAUGCGCUAAAUGCCUCACUGGACCUCACCAAGGGGGCACUGUCCAUCACGAAAGACGCCUUCAGCAUCCUGAGCCGCGGGUCGGCUAUGACGAAGCUCUUCAGCACUCAGAUCAAGGAACAGGCCGCUCGGCCAGAUGACCCUGGUCUGCGUCUGCAGCCCCUCAAACACUCUCCUUCCCAGAAUUCCUGCGAUAGUGCCAUCCUGGACAGCAGUGCGGCUGAUGAUGGACUGUCUGUGGACAGCGACACGAGCGAAAACUUCAUCAUCCUGCUGGACUCUGAAUCUGGUUUGGAGUCUAUGCGGCCUAACGGUACUCCAGUCCACUCAGGUAGUCGGGUCAGUCCUGCUGCGGGGACAGAGGGGGGUUCAUCAGCGGAUCUGAGCAGCUCUCUGUCCCAGAGCACUGAGGAUCUUUCCCAGGAUUCAGUAUCUGUGCUGCUGCUGUCUCUGGGUGGGGUCACCUCUGUGAUGGAGCUCCGUGGGGAGGAUGUUGUCAUGGCGACUGAGGCCCAGUCCCUCACCCCUAAGCAACUGGGCAACCAAAGAGUGAUGGAGCUGCUGGCAGGACUGACGGUGGUACAGGGAGGUUCCUCGUCCCCGGCCAGCCCGGGGGCUCUCCCGGCGGUCUGUAUGAGGGUGGAGGCGGGACCUAGUGCGGGUCGUUACUGUGCAGCAGCAGAGGGGGCGGGGUUUUUGGAGGUUUGUGUGCAGGGCUGCCGGGCGGAGCUGCUGGCCUCCACUCUGAACACAAUCGGACCGUUCCUGGAGGAUGAGCUGACGGCCGACCCACAGCCAAUCAGGCUGAGGAUAUACAACACCAGCCUCACACUGAAGGAUGAUGGUCCGCGGGCAUACCCCACCGCUCCCCAGCCUGUUCCUGUGGCCUUCUAUCUGGAUGGCGUAGUUCUGGAGCGAUUGGACGACGGACGCCUCACGCUCAGACCCACUACCAGCCAAUCAAGGGACGGUGAUGCAGGAAGACAGGACAGAGCCUGCUGUGGGCCCGGAGGAGAGGGGAAGGCAGAGAAGAUCGAGUCUCUGCAGUCUCAGCUGUCUGAAACACGCUCCGCUCUGGCUGCAGCUCUAUCGGAGCGAGAGCGCCUCCUGCAGGAGAUCCACAAAUACAACCCUGCAUUCACACUCUAGGCUCCUGCACAGGGCAACACAGCCUCCACAGCACGGUGAAGAGAGGAAGAGGAGGAAGGAGGGAGCCUUCAACGUCCCAUCAUGGUGGACAGAUCACAGACAGCACGAGAAUCAACAUCACCGUCAGCAUCACAGCUACUUUACACUCUCUGACCGACAUUGUCAGUCAGUUUCUCCAUUUCCCUUUUUUCUUUGUCUUUUCUCUCUUUCAAUGUCUUCCAAUUAGUUUUUUCUGUCUUUUUCCUCUAUUUUAAUAAUUUUUCUUCCUUUCUU